Zeugodacus cucurbitae (melon fly) is the source of this 912-nucleotide messenger RNA. RefSeq lists its product as uncharacterized. Lineage: Eukaryota; Metazoa; Arthropoda; Insecta; Diptera; Tephritidae. The record is from RefSeq and is a predicted model, not a curated record. The transcript has 3 exons. The coding region runs from base 175 to 729 and encodes 184 amino acids.
UGACUACUCCGCUGAAAGCUUGAAACCCCUUACUACUCUAUCUACGCUUAAAGCAUUACUAAAGCAAUUGGUUACACAGAUUCGGCAUGCCUUAUUAACAGUUUAGAGAAUUAGCUUUAAACCUCACUUCAUUCACUUUCAAAUGCUUCUCAUACAAAAAAACUGACGGCAGCCAUGCCUCGCUUGAAGUUUAAAAUGCUGCUUUGCUGCCUAAUACUUCUGCCGCUGUUGUUGCUGUCGAUACCAAUAGGACUAUAUAUUCCAGAUCACCGCUUGUUAGGCCGAAGCUGUGGUCGCGCUAAAGGCGCCGCUCGUUAUUUCAUACCCUUUCAUGGCAGUUGCUUUCACAUUCCCAAAAAGUCGAUGGACUGGUUUCGGGGUUUGCGCUAUUGCCUGGCCAAUGGUCUCACACUAGCCACAUUGGAUGAGCACGAGAAAAUUCUCGUGAUUACGCGCCAUUGCCAGCACAAUAAUAUGCGUCAAGAAUAUUGGUUUGGCGGCACCGAUCUGGGUAGUACAGAUGCAUUUUGGUAUAUAAGUAACGGUUUGCCAGUACGAUAUGGACCAAACAAAGUUUCUGAGGCUGAAUCUACAGGGCACUGCUUCAAACUGAAUGUCUACGCAAACUCAACAAGUAUCGCGAGAGAUUCAUGCCUCGCCGUACAUCCAGUGAUUUGUGAGCGGAGAGAGAGUGCAAGCUUUUUUAGAAGAGAAGGGGAAUUUAUGUGAAAAGCGUAUUGUGUAAGAAAUUGUGGCUAAUUAUAUGCAGAUCAGCGAGAUAAAAUUCCGCCACGAGUUUCGUAUCUUAUCUCAAAUAUUAGCAUACAAAAAUUAAUUAAAUAAGUAAUAACAAAAACAAAAAUUUUAAUGUAAUUUGCGUGUUCUUCACAAUACAAUUUCAUUGUCAACAAA